AUGUCUCCAUCAAAUGUAAACGGCGAGAUUUCCUCCGUCAAAAGGCCUUACGACACUAUCAUCGAUGCGUUACGCUAUGAAGCAAGACACAACACGGAAGGCAUUGUGGCAUACCCCCCCAACGACAUCAGCGAGCCAUCGGCGGCGCAACGUCUUUCGUACAAAGAUUUGCUGCACCAAGCCGAAGAUAAUGCCAGUCGGUUAUACCAGCGCGGUAUCUCCACAUCGGGGGCCAUAGUUCUGCUGCACUUUGAGACCAACCUUGACAGCAUCAUCUGGUACUGGUCUGUUCUCUUGACGGGAGGCAUUCCGGUUAUUACUGGACCGGGAAUGUUCAGUCCGAACGCGGGAGACAGAAAGAAACACCUCACUCAUCUCUAUUACACACUGGAUGCACCAAACUGUCUGACGCGGAAAGCUCUGGAGGCUCCAUUUGCAGAACAAACUGGAGACACGCGUAUCCAGUGCUUCGCCAUAGAGGACUUGGUCGACAUUCCGGUCACUGCCUCUCUUCCCGAAUUCCAGCCAUGUCCCUCUGAUUCUCUGGCUGUGAUGCUCACUUCAGGCAGCAGUGGCCAAGCCAAAGCAGUGCCGCUCACACAUCACCAACUUCUAGCUGCGUUCAAGGGAAAGACAGCAGCUGCUAAGUUGCAGUAUCCCCGAAAUCCAUUUCUAUCCUGGGUGCACAUGGAUCAUGUUGCAAACUUGGUUCAUUGUCACCUAUUCGCCAUCGUGUCUGGAAUAUCGCAAAUUCAGGUUUCCGCAGCCGAUGUGCUAGUGGAUCCGGUACAGUGGCUGAAUCUCCUUAGUCGGCAUCGCGUGUCGCGCACAUUUGCACCCAACUUUCUCUUCGCCAAGCUUCGACGCCAGCUAGCUGCUGGAAAGACCGAAGGAUUGGAUGCGGACCUCAAUCUCGAGGCACUGUACCUAGACACGGGAGGCGAGGCAAAUGUCACCGAAGUCUGUGCUGCACUUGAGGAGCUUCUAAAGCCUUACCGAAUCCCCAAAGAUGUUUUCAAACCAUCCUUCGGCAUGACAGAGACAUGUGCCGGCUGUAUCUUCAACAGUCACUGUCCCAGCAAUGAUCGUGCGGGACAUUACGAAUUUGCGUCUCUGGGUGAACCAAUGCCUGGAGUUCAAAUGCGCGUGAUCCGUCUCGAUGGCUCGGGAGAGGAAGCCGAGCCAGGCGAGCGAGGAAGCUUGGAGGUGACGGGAGAAGUUAUAUUCAAAGGGUAUCACAAUAACGAGACGGCCACAGCCGAGGCUUUCACCUCCGAUGGCUGGUUCCGAACCGGCGAUCUGGCAUACCUUGAUGCGCAAGGUCAUUUGCAUCUUGAUGGUCGCACGAAAGAGAUGAUCAACAUCAACGGCGUCAAAUACCUACCCCAUGAACUAGACGCGGCGCUCGAACAGGCAGAGAUCCCAGGCACAACGCCUAGCUAUUUUUGUUGUUUCGGCACUCGCGACGCCUCCAUGGAUACCGAGGUUGUUGCAGUUUUGUACCUCCCGUCCUUUGACGAAGCAGAUGAUAAGGCACGAUUCGAGACACAAAGCAGCAUCAUUCGGGUGGCCAGUCUGCACACUCACUCACGUCCAAAGGUCGUACCUCUGUGUCUUCAGGACAUGCCCAAAAGUACAUUGGGCAAGUUGUCGCGCACAAAGCUGCAGGCAGCUCUUGAAUGUGGGCAAUUCACCGAGCAGCAGACACGCAACGAUGCAGCAAUCAAGCGUUAUCGACAGCAGACACGGGGUCAGGUUGAGACGACAGAAGAGGCUGCCAUGCUUGACAUCGUCCGAGACCAGCUCGAGGUGUGUACAGACGAUGACUUUGGCGUGUGUGACUCUCUGCUCGCGACUGGUGCAACUUCAAUGGACCUCGUCGCCAUUAUGCAGCGCAUAAAUCGAAAGCUCCAGCUUUCUCCAGCCUUGCGUCUCACUGACGUGCUCAAUCACCCUACCGUCAGGGGUCUAGCAAAUCGUAUCGCUGUCACUACAGGACAGGUGUCGCACGAGUAUGAUCCUGUGGUGACUCUUCAGCCGUUCGGUCACAAGACGCCGCUGUGGCUCGUUCAUCCAGGUGUCGGAGAAGUGCUGGUCUUCGUCACGCUAGCUCACCAUUUCACUGAUCGCCCUGUAUACGCGUUCCGAGCCAAAGGCUUCAACGCCGUGGAAGGAGAGACACCUUUCAAUUCCCUGGAUGAAGUGUUUGAGACUUAUCGCUCGGCUAUCAAGAAGCGUCAGCCGCACGGACCCUAUGCUAUUGCAGGGUACUCGUUUGGUGGCAUGGUAGCUUUUGAAAUCACGAAAUUGAUGGAGCGGGACGGAGAUGAAGUACGCUAUUGUGGCAGUUGGAACUUGCCACCGCAUAUUAAAUUCCGGAUGCGCGAGCUCUUGUGGGAUGAGUGCGUUAUUCACCUCUUCUACUUUGUCGGGCUAAUGGACGAGGCCACGGCCUAUACACAUAAACCUACACUCUGCGCUUUUGAGCGCGAGAAUAGGCGGCUAGACGCUAUCCGGUAUCUCCGGAAGCACUCUGACGCAGCCCGCUGGGAUGAGCUGGGCUUAUCGGAGGAGUACUAUCUGCUAUGGGUUGGUCUGGCCUCAAACAUGCAGGGCAUGGCCAUUGAUUAUGAUCCGCAGGGUAGCGUGAAGUGUAUGGAUGUGUUUGUCGCCGACCCCUUAAGCCAUGUUGCAAAGGAUCGCAAGGACUGGGUCGAGAGUCGAUUGGCGGCGUGGAAGGACUUUGUGCGACAGGAUGUUCGGUUUCACGAUGUGCAAGGGGCACAUUAUACUAUGCUGAACCCGGAAUACGUGGCUAGCUUUGCCGACACGUUGAGGGCCGCUCUGAAGGAACGGGGACUGUAA
This is a messenger RNA of Aspergillus steynii IBT 23096, 2865 nucleotides long. RefSeq names its product acetyl-CoA synthetase-like protein. The record is from RefSeq and is a predicted model, not a curated record. Gene Ontology annotation, biological process: biosynthetic process; secondary metabolic process. Bases 1 to 2865 code for a protein of 954 amino acids. Gene Ontology annotation, molecular function: CoA-ligase activity. The transcript has a single exon. Lineage: Eukaryota; Fungi; Ascomycota; Eurotiomycetes; Eurotiales; Aspergillaceae.